CGUGAUCACGUGCGCACAGUGAGACCAACAUGGCGCCGCUCUUGGUCCCGGUUCGGUGCGGGUUCCACAUUCAGAGACGAAACUUAGCUCUUCUCCUUCAGAGGUCUAGCUCUUAUCCUGCAUGGAGCUACAGCAGAAAAAGCGGGGCUGGUGAAUUCAGAAGGAAACACAGGAGCACAUAUGAGAGUCUCAAUCUGUCAUCAGCAUGGACAUCCAGUCGAGGAGAUACCAAUCGACAAAUGCUGGAAGCUUUAAAACAUUUAAGGAUACCAGAGCGAACAUGCUGGCAUGGUCAUGCAGGAGGAGGCCUGAGUGCAGAUCCCAAAAAUGUGCUAAAGGAAGUCGACUCAACCAAGAUCCUUUCAUCCAUGUUUGCAUACGUUUGGCCUAAAAAUCGACCGGAUUUGCGAGCUCGAGUGGCAAUCUCACUUGGCUUGCUUGCUGGAGCUAAGCUCACCAAUGUGAUGGUGCCCUUCAUGUUUAAAUAUGCGGUAGACAGCCUGAACCAGAUGUCGGGACACAUGUUGAACCUCAGCGACGCACCAAACACGGUGGCCACCAUGGCAACGGCUAUUCUCAUUGGCUACGGUGUGUCCCGGGCAGGUUCGGCGCUCUUCAACGAGCUCCGCAAUGCUGUGUUCAGCAAGGUGGCACAGAGCUCCAUCCGGCGCAUCGCCAAAAAUGUCUUCCUGCACCUGCACAGCCUGGACCUGUCAUUCCACCUGAGCCGGCAGACAGGCGCACUGUCGAAGGCUAUCGACCGAGGCACGCGUGGCAUCAGCUUCGUGCUUAGCGCCCUGGUCUUCAAUCUCGGACCCACUGUGUUCGAGAUGGCACUAGUCAGUGCCAUUCUGUAUUAUAAAUGCGGCGGUCAGUUUGCACUCGUCACUCUGGGGACCUUAUCGGCGUACACGCUGUUCACCGUCGCAGUUACACAGUGGAGGACCCAGUUCAGAAUAGCAAUGAACAAGGCGGAUAACGAUGCGGGAAACGCAGCCAUCGACUCUCUCCUCAAUUACGAGACUGUAAAGUACUUCAACAAUGAGAAGUAUGAAGCAAGGAGAUAUGACAGUUUUCUGAAAAUCUACGAGUCCUCUUCACUGAAGACAACCACGACCCUGGCCAUGCUAAAUUUUGGACAGAGCGCAAUCUUCAGUGUGGGGAUCACAGCCGUCAUGGUGCUGGCUAGCAAGUGCAUACUGGCAGGAACCAUGACCGUAGGAGAUUUGGUGAUGGUAAACGGACUCCUCUUCCAGCUCUCCCUGCCCCUCAACUUUCUGGGCACAGUGUACAGAGAGACCAGACAGGCUCUUAUUGACAUGAACACACUCUUCACUCUGCUCAGUGUGGACACCAAGAUUAAGGAGAAAGAUCUGGCACCACCACUGCUUGUUACCCCACAGGAGGCCUCGAUCCGGUUUGAGGAUGUCUACUUCGAGUAUCUGGAGGGACAAAAGGUCCUCAACGGGGUUUCCUUCGAAGUACCUAUUGGGAAAAAAGUGGCCAUUGUUGGUGGGAGCGGAUCUGGGAAGAGCACAAUCGUACGGUUGCUGUUUCGCUUCUAUGAACCCCAGCGAGGUAACAUCUAUAUUGCAGGCCAGAACAUUCGAGAUGUCAGCCUGGAGAGCUUAAGGAAAGCUCUGGGUGUGGUGCCUCAGGACGCCGUCCUCUUCCACAACACCAUCUUCUACAAUCUGCAGUACGGUAACCUCAACGCUUCACCAGAGGACAUAUAUCAAGUAGCCAAGCUUGCCGGCAUCCACGACGCCAUCCUCAAAAUGCCUCAUGGAUAUGAGACACAGGUUGGAGAGCGAGGCUUGAAACUGUCAGGUGGAGAAAAACAGCGUGUGGCCAUCGCCAGGGCGAUCCUGAAGAACCCUCCUAUCCUGCUGUAUGACGAGGCAACUUCCUCCCUCGAUUCCAUUACUGAAGAGAGCAUUCUGAGCUCCGUGAAAGAAAUGAUAACCAACAGGACAUCUGUCUUCAUUGCCCACCGGCUGUCCACCAUUGUGGAUGCAGACAAGAUUAUCGUGCUGAAUCAGGGUAAGGUGGCAGAGCACGGCGAUCACCACACACUCCUGAGCACGCCAGGCAGCCUAUAUGCCGAGCUGUGGCACACGCAGAACAGCAAAGUGCUAAACAACGACGGAGACAAGAUGCAGCCUGCUUCAGCUGAGAGAAUCUCACAGAAGGAGGAGGAGCGCAGGAAGCUGCAGGAGGAGAUCCUCAACAGCGUCAAGGGCUGCGGCAACUGCUCCUGCUGAGAGAGACACACACAGAUUGUUUUUUGUGGAGUCAGACUUAGUGAGAAUAUGUGUGCACAUACAGUCAUACCUAUGACAGACUUUCUCUGAUCACGUGCCUGAGUUUACACAGAACUCAGCAGUGUUGUUCGGCUCUGUAGCUUCAGAGGGUCUCCUGGCUUGCCAUGGUAUUCUGUAGUUUUUUUCAUGUGCACAACACACGACUUUCACCUAGCACAUUAUAUAAGUGUUUGAACUUUUAAAACAUUUUCUGUUUUACAUGCGGAAAAAGCUUGUUCAUGGAUGUGUACAUAUUAACCUAACGUGCAGUGGGUUUGUACAAGAAGAGAAUCACAUUUGUACAGCUGCACACGUGACCCUGUGGUUAUUUUGUAAGUGAAAUAUUAACUGGAAGUAACAGGAACACUUUAUAUUUGUCAUUUUGAAUAUAGCAUUCAGGUUCUUGUUAUACCAGGUUUUUGAUCCAGCCUUUAUUUACGCCAGUAACAUUAAUGUAUUUUCACAAAUAUCAACUUGAAAGUUAAUUUCUUGAAAUUUGAUAGGCUAUUUAGGAGGCCAUAAUGAUUUUCAUGCAGAAUUUGACCCCAUCCUUCAUUUGCUCGUUGUGAGCAAUAUUCACCAUAAUGACUACUUAUUUAGGACCGUGUCUUUUUCCCCAUCAGCCCAGUUUAUGGAUAGAUUGAAUGGAAAUAUUGUCAAAAAGCAAUAAAUAUGUAAUUUAACUCUAAAUCAGCUUUCUGGGUGGGGGCAUAGUAGUGGAUAGUGAUUUUUCCUCAUUGAAUGAUACUCAGAAGUGUUAAAAUACACAGUUACGUUUAUAAAAAUGUAUGUGUUAAUUUAAGAAGUUUAAAAACAUUGUCCCAUUAUAACAGAAUUGCGUUUCUGUUCGUAAAUACCAGGAGCAAUGGCAACCGAUGUGUUGGAAAUAAAAACCAAAAUAAUUACCUAAA
This is a messenger RNA of Tachysurus vachellii, 3214 nucleotides long. RefSeq names its product ATP-binding cassette, sub-family B (MDR/TAP), member 7 (gene abcb7). Gene Ontology annotation, biological process: intracellular iron ion homeostasis; transmembrane transport. Gene Ontology annotation, molecular function: ATP hydrolysis activity; ABC-type transporter activity; ATP binding. The transcript is spliced from 16 exons. The record is from RefSeq and is a predicted model, not a curated record. Lineage: Eukaryota; Metazoa; Chordata; Actinopteri; Siluriformes; Bagridae. The coding region runs from base 30 to 2264 and encodes 744 amino acids. Gene Ontology annotation, cellular component: mitochondrial inner membrane.